Molecule: messenger RNA, 1056 nt
Organism: Miscanthus lutarioriparius
Lineage: Eukaryota; Viridiplantae; Streptophyta; Magnoliopsida; Poales; Poaceae
Source: the annotation of a GenBank genome assembly
AUGGGCAGCAGUGGUGAGAAGGAGGAGACGAUGGAGCGUGCUUGGAAUCAAGCGUCGGGAAAUCUGGUUUCGCCGAUGCUUUCUCGCACAAACUAUCAAGAGUGGUCCGCACAUGUGCAAUGUAAUCUAGAAGCAAUGUAUCUGUGGGAUGCGAUCGAGAGCGACAAGGUCAAACGGCGACGUGAUCGGCUUGCGCUCGGCGCCAUGAUCCGUGGCGUGCCCCCUGAGAUGCACUCCAUGUUGCUGAACAAGAAGUCGGCGAAGGAGGCAUGGGAGGCUAUAAAAUCGAUGUGUCUAGGUGCAGAGCGAGUAAAGGAGGUGAAUGCGCAGAAGCUGCUGGCGGAGUUUGAAUCGAUCUCGUUUAAACCAGGAGAAUCGAUCAAGGACUUCGCCAUUUGGAUCGGGAAGCUUGCAACCGAUCUAAAGGGCCUUGGUGAAACAAGUGUGGAAGACACGUGGGUCGUGAAGAAAGUUCUAAGAGUUGUGCCGGCACGCUACAAUCAGGUGGCGGUGACAAUUGAGAUGUUUUGCGACUUGAAGACUCUGACUGUCGAAGAGCUUGUCGGACGUCUCAGGGCGGCGGAGGACAGAGGAAGAUGGAUGGAGAGGAACAAAAGUUGCAUGGUGCACACCGAGUCAUCAUCCUCUGGCGGCAAAGGUGGAAGCCACUAUGUGAAGAAGGACAAGUCCAGAGCGCGGAGUGGUGGCAGCAAGAUUGACCAUGACAAGCACGACUCCGGUAGUCACCCAUCGUCGGGGACGCCUCAACGGAAGGGAAGGUGUAAGAAGUGUGGUGUCUAUGGGCACUGGGCGAGAGAAUGCCUAAACAAGAAAUCGGUGAAAGAAGAUCAUGAAGAUGUAGCUCAUCAUGUCAGUGGAGACACGGACAAGAACCCAGCACUGUUGGUUGCUCAGGGGGUGCGUCCAACUCGCCUCCACACACUCCUAGUUCCAUCUCUGGUGCACCGAUGGUGCAAUGGGCGACUUCGCCCACCGGUCAGCCUGUUGACUCUGACGGCGCUCCACUGCGAUAUUGGACUAUACCAAAUUUGCUAG